This is a messenger RNA of Phyllopteryx taeniolatus (common seadragon), 1079 nucleotides long. RefSeq names its product caseinolytic mitochondrial matrix peptidase proteolytic subunit (gene clpp). Bases 210 to 1007 code for a protein of 265 amino acids. NCBI's taxonomy places the organism in Eukaryota, Metazoa, Chordata, Actinopteri, Syngnathiformes, Syngnathidae. The record is from RefSeq and is a predicted model, not a curated record. Gene Ontology annotation, biological process: protein quality control for misfolded or incompletely synthesized proteins. Gene Ontology annotation, molecular function: ATP-dependent peptidase activity; serine-type endopeptidase activity; ATPase binding. The transcript is spliced from 7 exons. Gene Ontology annotation, cellular component: endopeptidase Clp complex.
GUAAUACAUUUCCUUUCCUAACUGUGCUAAAGAUGGCUUGAAGGUGGCAGCCAGGCACUUUUCCAAUGCGUUUUGUAGAAUUCGAACGUCCCAUCUUCCUAGUACUUCCGGUUUAUCUUGCUCGGAUAGGAUAGGAAAGUUCCUUAGCAAAAACAAGAAUCCGAAGAGGCCCCGAGUCACUUUGGGACACUCUAUUUCGAAUUGUGAACAUGCUUUUGACGAGCGUGUUCCGAAGUGUGAGGCAGGGACUGAAAUUCAGAUCUAUCCACCACAGUCCUGCAUGGAGAAGUCCUCUAAUACCUAUCGUUAUAGAGCAAACGGGCAGAGGAGAACGGGCUUAUGACAUAUAUUCUCGCCUCCUCAGAGAGAGGAUCAUUUGUGUAAUGGGUCCCAUUGACGACGCUGUGGCCAGUCUGGUUAUUGCCCAAUUGCUUUUUCUUCAGUCAGAAAGCAACAACAAACCAAUUCACAUGUACAUCAACAGCCCUGGUGGUGUGGUGACAGCAGGCCUGGCCAUAUAUGACACCAUGCAAUAUAUCCUUAAUCCCAUCUCCACUUGGUGUGUUGGUCAAGCAGCGAGCAUGGGUAGUUUGCUUCUGGCAGCAGGGACAACAGGCAUGAGGCAUUCAUUACCCAAUGCCCGUAUCAUGGUCCACCAGCCAUCUGGAGGUGCCAGGGGUCAGGCCACUGACAUCGCCAUCCAGGCUGAGGAGAUCCUGAAAUUGAAGAAACAAAUCAACCAUCUCUAUGCCAAACACACUGGGCAACUGCUAGAAACCAUAGAGAAUGUGAUGGAGAGAGACCGCUACAUGAGCCCCAUGGAGGCCCAGGACUUUGGUCUUAUCGACCUCGUCCUGGUCCACCCACCUCAAGCCGGUAAAGAUGAGCCUGAGCUGGUUCACAAAGAGUCUGGCACAGCAGCUAGUCCCUCUGCAACCCUGGAGUCUCCAGAACUCAACUCGGUGCCUCAACUGGGACACCCGACCCCACCCCUCUCACUAACCUAAGCCAUAAGUGACCCUGGCAAACUUGUGCAAAAACAUGUAUACCUUUUGUGAUUAUUAAAAAAUGGAAAUUGC